CGAUGAAUUAAACUUGUGAUCGGCAAACAUACCUCCCAUUUGGUAGGCAAGCCAUCUCGAGUCUUUUACUUUCCACAUCUCUCCACCAUGAAGGCCUGGUUGGUAACCGUUGCGGCUCUGGCCUCCACGGCCAUUGCGUCUCCUUCUUGCGACCGUCGCUCAACCUCAAGCUGUCGCUGCUUGCCUGGGGAUAAAUGCUGGCCCGCGGCGCCAGCUUGGGCUUCGCUGAACAGCACCGUUGGUGGUCGUCUGAUCGCCACUGUGCCCAUUGGUAGCCCUUGCCACGAUCCCAACUACGAUGCCGCUGCUUGCACGGCUCUGCGGAAUGCCUGGGAGGAGCCUGAGGUCCACCUGGAUUCCCCCACCUCGGUGAUGCAGAUGUUCUUUGCCAACGGAACCUGCGAUCCCUUCUCUGCUGAGAGCAAGGCUUGCACGCUUGGCAACUUCCCUGACUACGCUGUCAAUGUUUCCUGCAGUGCCGAUAUUGUGGCUGCCGUUAACUUUGCCCGUGACAACAACAUCCGCUUUGUGAUUAAGAACACUGGUCAUGACUACCUGGGCCGUUCCACUGGUGCCGGUGCUCUCUCUGUCUGGACCCACCACCUCACUGAUAUUGAAUACACCGAAUGGUCGGACUCGACCUACUCUGGUCCCGCCUUCAAGAUCGGUGCCGGUGUGGUCGGUUACCAGAUCCUCGAGGCUGCUACUGCCAAGGGUCUUGUUGUAGUCACUGGUGAAUGCCCUACUGUCGGUCUUGCUGGUGGUUACACCCAGGGUGGUGGUCACUCUGCCCUGAGCACCGAAUUCGGUCUCGGUGCUGAUCAGACCUUGGCAUUCCAGGUUGUCACCGCCGCUGGUAAGGUCGUCACUGCUUCGCGCAGCCAGAACUCUGAUCUGUACUGGGCUCUCAGCGGUGGUGGUGCCGGUAACUAUGGUGUUGUCGUCUCGAUGACCGUCAAGGCUCACCAGGAUGCCACCGUCUCCGGUGCUGCUCUUCAGUUCACUGCCGCCAACAUCACCGCCGACACCUUCUUCGAGGCUGUCGCUCAGUUCCACCAGCUGUUGCCUGCCAUGAUUGACCAGGGUGUGACUGUCAUCUACGAGAUGACCAACACCGUCUUCAUCAUCAACCCCGUGACCGCCUACAACAAGACCUCCGCUGAUGUCAAGGCUAUCCUGACUCCCUUUACUGAUGCUCUUACCAACCUCGGCAUCACCUACGCCCUUGGCCUGACCCAGUACACCUCGUACUAUGACCACUACCAGAAGUACAUGGGUCCUCUGCCCUGGGGUAACCUGGCCGUUACUACUUACCAGUACGGCGGCCGUCUGAUCCCCCGUGACACCCUGGUGAACAACUACGAGGGCAUGAGCGCUGCCCUGCGAAACAUCACCGAGUCCGGUGUCAUCGCCGUCGGUGUCGGCAUGAACGUCACCAACCCCGGCAACGUCAAGAAUGCCGUCUUCCCCGCCCUCCGCAACGCCGCCGUGACCAUGCAGAUCGGCACUGCCUGGAACGAGACCGCCCCUUGGCCCGACAUGGUCGCUGAGCAGUGGAAGAUCACCAACGAGUACGUCCCCCAGUUGGAGGCCGUCACCCCCAACAGCGGCUGCUACCAGAACGAGGGUAACUUCCGCCAGCUCAACUGGCAGGAUACCUUCUUCGGCAACAACUACAGCCCUCUACUCAGCGUGAAGAACAAGUGGGACCCCAACUCGUUCUUCUAUGCUCUUAAGGCUGUCGGCAGUGAUGCUUGGACUGUGUCCAAUUCUGGCCGCAUGUGCCGUGCUUAAAUUAAAAAUGUUGAGAUGCAAGGUGAAGUUGUAUAAUAUUGUUGUGGAGCGACUUUAUAAUGUCUCUAUGGAGAUGUAUGUUGAGAGCGUUUGAUGGAAUAUAGAUUAGAUUCCUUUUUGUAUAACGAAUAGAUGUGAAUACUAAUUCAGAUGUACCAAAAUACUUG
Molecule: messenger RNA, 1961 nt
Organism: Penicillium subrubescens
Lineage: Eukaryota; Fungi; Ascomycota; Eurotiomycetes; Eurotiales; Aspergillaceae
Product: putative isoamyl alcohol oxidase
Exons: 3
Coding region: 88-1794 (568 amino acids)
Molecular function (GO): FAD binding; oxidoreductase activity
Source: RefSeq, a predicted model, not a curated record